Molecule: messenger RNA, 880 nt
Organism: Mycetomoellerius zeteki
Lineage: Eukaryota; Metazoa; Arthropoda; Insecta; Hymenoptera; Formicidae
Product: 40S ribosomal protein S3
Exons: 5
Coding region: 111-839 (242 amino acids)
Biological process (GO): positive regulation of apoptotic signaling pathway; translation
Cellular component (GO): cytosolic small ribosomal subunit; nucleus
Molecular function (GO): structural constituent of ribosome; RNA binding
Source: RefSeq, a predicted model, not a curated record
CGCAUUGUAGACUCCGCGUGCGGCCUUCAUGAAAUUAUAUAAAACACGAAAGGUUGAGAAAAUCAUAAUCCAAGUGUGAAAGAAAUCCGUGAUUCACGAGUAUCUCGAAUAUGGAGAAUCGUUCAAUAUCGAAGAAGAGGAAGUUUGUAGGAGACGGUGUCUUCAGGGCUGAGCUAAACGAGUUUUUGACUCGCGAACUCGCCGAGGAUGGUUAUUCUGGUGUAGAAGUUCGUGUUACACCAAACCGAACAGAAAUUAUCUUGUUGGCUACCCAUACACAAAGUGUGCUCGGUGAAAAGGGACGAAGGAUCAGAGAGCUUACUUCUGUAGUACAGAAACGUUUUAACUUUAAAGAACCGCAGAAUGUUGAGUUAUAUGCCGAGAAGGUUGCUACACGUGGCUUAUGUGCAAUUGCACAGGCAGAAUCCCUUCGAUACAAACUGAUCGGUGGCCUCGCUGUACGAAGGGCAUGUUAUGGUGUCCUGCGUUUCAUCAUGGAGUCAGGUGCUAAAGGUUGUGAGGUGGUUGUCAGUGGUAAACUGCGUGGCCAGAGAGCAAAAUCGAUGAAAUUUGUUGAUGGCCUAAUGAUACACUCGGGCGAGCCGACUAAUGAAUAUGUGAACGCCGCCACCCGGCAUGUGCUUCUUCGACAAGGGGUAUUGGGAAUCAAGGUUAAAAUUAUGCUUCCUUGGGAUCCUAAUGGCAAGAGUGGCCCCAAAAAACCUCUUCCGGAUUAUGUAUCUAUCGUGGAGCCGAAAGAAGAGGUACCACCAUCAGUUCCGAUUUCUGAAGUGAAGCCGUCCAAGGAUCUACCUCCACCCACUCCUAUUGCCGUGUAAUAAAAUGUAAUAAUCAUUUGAAAUACAUUUGGAAGAAAGUA